Messenger RNA from Onychostoma macrolepis, 3117 nucleotides. It is a transcript of the gene lrrc18a, whose product is annotated as leucine rich repeat containing 18a. The coding region runs from base 2278 to 3018 and encodes 246 amino acids. Lineage: Eukaryota; Metazoa; Chordata; Actinopteri; Cypriniformes; Cyprinidae. The transcript has a single exon. The record is from RefSeq and is a predicted model, not a curated record. Gene Ontology annotation, molecular function: protein binding.
ACAAAAAAAUAACUGAAGACCAAUUUUAUUCAAAGAUUUUACAGUAAAACAUUUUGAUAUUUUUCUAACUUAUUUUUCAAAUAUUCUGUGACCUACUGCAAUGUCACCUAACAUGCAAUGCAAACAGUGUUGUGUACUUAGCAGUUACAGAAUCAAGUGCCUUGAACCAGUUCAUAAUUCACCGUAGAAUUAUGAACUGGUCAUCCGAACCAAGUCUACUAUGGUUGCAUAGCAACAGGUUAAGGAAUAGAAAGAGCUUAUGGAUUUAAACCAAGGAGGGUCCGUAUUUCAUCAGACACAAGGGCCAAAAGCAACACAUACAUUGCUGUGGAAAAAAGGGUUAAGACUUUAUUCAGGCAUGCCUUUCCCUCCUUUAAAGGAGUAAAUAGUGCCAUCUAUAGGUUUUGGAAAAUAACUAUAAACACACAGUAACAUAUUACCUUGGAAAUUAAUUUUCUCUUUAACACACAAUAGUAAAUUACAAGAUUACAAGUGCGGUUCCUACAGAAAGCCAUCGAAACAUGCAAAAUCACAGCUGAUUUGACAUGGAUGCGUAGGGAUGAUCAGAUUUUCACAGUAACUAUUAAAACUUGUUUGCUCCCAAACAUUUAUCACCACUAAUUCCCAUAUAUAAAUGAAAAGAAAGCAAGAGAGAGAAAAAAAUGCAAAGUUCAAUCGUAGCUAAUGGGUGAAACUAUUAACAUGCUGGACUUCAAAGAACAUUCUGGAAAUGUAAACUGAGGGAGUGUACAAACACAAGCGCUGCAACACUUCUUUCUCCCCUUUCUUUUGUGCGCGCUCCUGUCACAGGACAAUAAAACUCUUGGCACCGCGCGCAAGCGUUGCUUGGUAACAAAAGUUAAACAGGACAAAGCUUCUUUUUGGAGUACAGUCUGAAGAUCCUCCUCUGAUUCUCAAGCAAUUCAGUUGUGGACCUCAUUUAAAAACUGUAAGUAAGAAAAACUUAUUUAAGUCUUCCUUCACACCGGAAAGGAGAUGAAAUGAAUUCUGGGUAACAAUGGCUGGUUGGGGCAAACUGAUGGUUUUUACACACUCUUGCAUAAUCCUUUUACCUUUAAUCCUUUAGCCUUUCUGAAGUUGUCGAGCACAGGCAAAAAAAUAAAAAUCACAUUAACAAUAAAAUGUUUAAAGAUAUAAAUAUUCUUUAAAAAGUGCUUACUGACUGAUUUAGUUCGGUGAAUACAGGUACAAAUAGUGGCACAACUAGCAAAGUUAGACACUGAAGCCUAAUAAUUUAUCACAGUAUUUAUAUAUUUUUUUUCUUCAAAAAAUAAUAAUUUCAAACUAGCCAUUUGGAUCAUAUUUUUAAAACAAUAAAAAUGACAAAUUAUGAGAGAGUGUCUAACUUUAUUAACUCUAAUCUGUUUUAUUUAUAUGGUAAGUGUUAUUGAAUCAUUGGUACAACAUGCAAAAUAAUUUUUUAUUAAUUUUAAUUUUGGUAAAAAUGUGAAUACUCUAAACUAUGACUCACAUUUUAAAAAGCAUAUGUAUCAGUUAGAAAGUAUAUUUUGGUAACAAACGAUUUCUGGUCUUAAAUCAUGUAGUCGCGGCAUCAAUUAUAUUUCAUAUGUCACAAAUAUAGCAAUACCAUCCAAUUUUCUCUCCGUUUGGAGGGGUUCAGAAUCAGCGAAUCACAAACAACAUGAAGAUGGAUCACACCGAUGGUCAGGUCUCUGUAAUUGCACCUCUCGGAUGCAACGGAUUCAAAAACAAAAGGUCUAAUAGAAACAGGAUGAACCGUAUUAGCCCAUCUACCAAUGUGAUUAAUGAGUCGCCAAAGGGCUUACAAUGCAGCCACUCCUCCUUUUUAAUGGGAAGAUAUGAAGGGAGCGAGUUUAAAUCUCUUUCCAGUGUCAUUUAUCAAAGUACUGAUUUGACUCUCUCCACACAGUCACACGGAUUGCUAGCGCCGCCCCGGAUCAAUCAGACGGAACACAAACAGCUUUUCCCAGAAUAUGUGUUGGGUGCUCGCCGUAUACACUGUUAUCUAGUAUUAGCCUUAAUUAGAGAACGACAUUAUCCUAAAAGAUCCCUUUAGGGUGAGUUGGGUGAGUGAGUCGGUUGUAAACAUUACACCCCUCUCAUUCCCCAAACGGCCCGACACCUCCGUGCCCCCCAAUACUGCCUGUGGGCAUACAUGAUACCUCUUUCCCUAUGCAAACAACUAAACUGUCCCGUCAUUAAGUCAUACAUGUUUAAAGCUACGAGGUCCUGAGAUAAUAAUUACAUGACUUGAGUUAAGACUUAAUCAAAUUGAUGCUUCAGAAGCGCUUAACCAUUAAUCUGUGUCUAUACAGCUCCAUGGCUAAAGGAAAGAGAGCAGGCGGAGCCAAAGGUACGAAGAUCACCUUGAAAAUGGCUAAAAAUGCUCUCAGAGUAACUCCAGAUGGCAAACUACGACUUGAUCUGAGCAACGUAGGCAUCGCCACGUUUCCCAAAUGCCUUCUAAAGUUAAGAAACAUAGAGGAACUUGACCUGAGCCGCAACAAAUUGAAAAUAAUCCCAGAAUUCAUUGGCCAGCUCAGUGGACUGCGUUGGUUAGACCUUCACAGCAACCAAAUCGAACAACUGCCCGAAAGCAUUGGACUCCUGGGAUCUCUGCUCUACCUCAACCUCUGCAACAACAAUCUGGACUCUGCCGGUUUAUCGCCUGACAUAGGAAGUCUGAGAAACCUCCAGGUUCUCAACUUGGGUAUGAAUCGUCUAAACGCCCUCCCUCCCACCUUGGCCACCCUAACAAACCUGACAGAGCUGGGACUUUUUGAUAACUUGUUCACACAGAUACCGGAAUGCAUAAAUGCGUUGCCCAACCUGACGAAGCUGAACACCAAACGCAACCCUGUUUCCUACACACAGCGAGAUGGCAAAGACUCUGACUCUGUAAAGACAAUGGGAAAUCUGUUUUUGGUGAGAGAGAGAGAUUUGUGCCAUCCUUGUCAAGAGAGGUGCAGAAGGAAAAAGAUGCUUGAGAGGUCGCAAAGAAAGAAUAAUUUUUAGGGCUGAUCUCGCCGAACUCUGUAGCUCGAGGUAAUCAAGAAAAUUGGCGGCAGCAGACUACUAGCUCACCUCCAAGUUUUCAAAAAGGACAAGCCAGAC